AUGAACAAUCUUGUAUCCAAGUUUUGUGGAGCCUAUGCGGCUGCAACAAGACAGAGAACAAGUGAUCAGAAUGAGGUUGAUACUGUUAAACUGGCACACCAAAUCUUCUACAACGAUCAUAAGAUUAAAUUUAAUCUUCACCAUGCUUGGGAGGAGCUGAGGAAUGACCAGAAAUGGUGUGAAGUUGCUAGUAGCAAGAUCGAUGGAAGUGGUAAGAAGAGAAAGUGUGAUGAUGGAGCACAAUCAGAAAGCUCUCAAGCAACUUCCAAUCUCGGUGAUGAACCAACCAACCGACCUCCUAGUGUUAAGGCAGCGAAAAGAGCCUCUGGUAAGAGAAGCAUUGCAGAUCACACUGCUGUCUCUGAGUUUCGAAUUAUGUGGUCUAUUAAAGAGAGACUUGACAGCGAAAUAGAGACUUUCGAAGAUGGGUUUGCUUGGCAGUCUCAUUUCCAAAAAAGACUCACUGACUGA
Messenger RNA from Brassica oleracea var. oleracea, 471 nucleotides. RefSeq names its product glutathione S-transferase T2-like. Lineage: Eukaryota; Viridiplantae; Streptophyta; Magnoliopsida; Brassicales; Brassicaceae. The transcript has a single exon. The coding region runs from base 1 to 471 and encodes 156 amino acids. The record is from RefSeq and is a predicted model, not a curated record.